AUGUCCGCGGCGGCGCAGGCGACGGCGCCUGCCUCGUCGGACUGGACCACGGAGGAGGGGCAGUGGGUACUCCUCGUGUGCAUGCCGCACGUGGUCUCCGACACGGUGCUCCCGCCGGGCACCGAUCUCUCCGUCGAGCGCGAGCGCCCGCCUCGCCCCUUCCGCCUUACCGUGCCCCGCCGCGUCGCGCCCGACCCCAAGGACAUCUACAACCACCCGUACGUCUCGUCGGUCGGGGAUUUCGGUCGCUUCGUGCUCUACGCCACCCACGGCACGCAGGCUCAGCCGGCGCCGCCGGUCUUCGUCGACGAUUUCGACACCGGUCCGGAUGCGCGGCUCGACCACAAGGGCUUCCCCAGAGCGUUGUUCCUCUGCGACCUCAACACCCGCUCGGCCACCCGCCUCCCGGACCCCGAGCGCCCCAUCUUCCGCCCAGACCCAGGCAGGGUCGGCCUCCUCGCCACCAGUGCGACGAACUCUAUCAUCCUGCACCUAGAGCAUUUGCUCGGCACCAACCAGGCCACCCUCCUCUGCUACAUCUCCGACCACGGCCGUUGGACCGUCCAGGAUCUCUACUGCCCUCCAGGCGCACCAGGCCAGCGGGAGUGGAGGGGAGGGGACGGCGUCAUCAAGUACAUGGAUCUCAUGCUUUGGGUUGAUCUGGCAUGCGGCAUCCUCGCCCUCGACACCAACGGCCUCCUCCUGCAACGCCGGCCGGAACUGCGGUAUGUGCCGCUCCCUGAUGAAUGCCAGAGUCCAGGCAACAAUGGUCUAGCAAGAGAGCGAUGCCUUGGUGUGAGCGAAGGGGUGGUCCGAUUCCUUGAGAUCUCAAAUUAUGAGAGGAUUAGGUUGUGGACACUUGUUGAUAUGGGCACAGGGGACUGGACUCUUGAUCAUCAGCUUGACCUCGAGAACCUCUGGGACGAGGAUGGUUUCAAGGCCAUGGGCCUGCCUAAUGACUGUCCCGCUGUCGCAUUUAUCCACCCUGAGCAUGCCACCAUGGCAUACUUCUUUCAGGAGUCUCGACUAUUCCAUGUUGACAUGAGCACCGGCAAGUUUAUGGAUGUACAGUACUUCAUGAUGGACAACCCGCCGGCUGAUUACCACUCUUCCAGAUUUGUUCGCCCUUGGAAGCUUCCGCAGUCACUCUUCUCAGGGAUAGUUAAUUUGUCUAAUGGUCCAAUCCGGAGAGCAAAAGACAAUGCACCACCUGGGGGUUACCCACUGGAGGGACUUACCGGGCAGACAUUCAUAGGAUGA
Triticum turgidum subsp. durum (durum wheat) is the source of this 1260-nucleotide messenger RNA. Lineage: Eukaryota; Viridiplantae; Streptophyta; Magnoliopsida; Poales; Poaceae. The record is from the annotation of a GenBank genome assembly.